Molecule: messenger RNA, 480 nt
Organism: Seminavis robusta
Lineage: Eukaryota; Bacillariophyta; Bacillariophyceae; Naviculales; Naviculaceae
Source: the annotation of a GenBank genome assembly
AUGGUGAAGUUUGCAUCGAGUGGACACGAGGGAUUCUGCAACAGCUCCGUACACUUCCAAAACUCCAAGCAUUGGAUCUACAAUGCAGCACCAACUUUGGAGGCCUUAAUAUGGGCGAGGAGAUUGCAGCUUCGUAUUCUCUCUAAGGGUCGACUCAAGCAGCUCACUUUGUAUUACUAUAGCGAUUCUCCGAUUGAAUGGGAUCAUGUCAUCAGUGCGUUGAAGCAAAACACUUCGCUAGAAUCACUUGACUACGAAAAUGGGGACGACAACGACUACACGAAACAUCGCCAAAUCCGCUACUACACAACGUUGAACCGCCACGGCAGAUCCAAGUUGCGGGCCCUGGGUGCUAAAAAGGAGGUUCUUGUGAGUUGCCUAUGCUCUGUUCAUGGGGAUAAGUACGACGAUUUCACCGAACACGAUGUUCACUAUGGCUUGCUCCGACAAGCUCCUUCCCUUUGGGCGGACGCCCUCUGA